Molecule: messenger RNA, 1143 nt
Organism: Capsaspora owczarzaki ATCC 30864
Lineage: Eukaryota; Filasterea; Ministeriida; Capsasporidae
Product: cell cycle checkpoint protein
Exons: 6
Coding region: 41-991 (316 amino acids)
Biological process (GO): DNA damage checkpoint signaling; DNA repair
Cellular component (GO): checkpoint clamp complex; nucleus
Source: RefSeq, a predicted model, not a curated record
AUCAGAUUUUCUCAAAGCGUCACUUUUUGCACUUUUUGCAAUGCAGCAGCAGCAGCAAGACGACGCGCAGCCCGUGCCCGCGUUCGUCGCGCGCCUCGCCAACGCCCGCCGGAUUUCCGUGAUGCUCAAGUCCAUUCUGCUUACUGAUAAGAACGCAGUAGCCACUGUCUUCAUUCUGCCAGGCGGGAUCAAGUUUGUCGCCGAAGACGCCAAGAGCAUGCAGGCCAACGCGUUUCUUCAAGCUGCAAUCUUCUUGCAAUACACUUGCCCUGCGGAGCUUCCGCCCUUCAAGAUCCAUCUGGAAAAGCUUCUAGAUUGUCUCAACAUUUUCUCAAGCGGAACGGCGCCGGCACCAGCACCAACCGCACUCAAAUUGACGUAUUGCGGACCAGGAUCGGUGCUGAACUUGUUAUUGGAAGAAGGCGGUGUGUUUGCCGAUUGCGAUCUGCGCACGCUCGAGCCUGACGAUAUUCUGGACUUUGCCUUCAACAGCUUUGGCGUUCACAACAAGCUCAUUGUGAAGUCAGAAGGCAUGAAGGGCGCAUUUGCCGAGCUGGAUACCUCGAGCGAGUUUUUGGAAGUGGUCAUGUCGCCCGAUGAACCGUAUUUGCGGCUUUCCACAACAGGCCAAGCUGGCCAAGUGAAUGUCGACUUCCCCUUUGACUCUUUCGUCAUUGAAACGUUCGAGUGCUUCCGACCGCAGUGCAACCGGUACCGAAUGUCUUUGAUUGCCCCUUCCAUCAAGGGUCUGGCAAUCUCCACCAAGACGUCCAUGCGCAUGAAUGCGCGCGGCUUUCUGUCCUUGCAGUUUAUGAUUUCCAACGAGGACAGCCAAGUCAGCUUUGUCGAGUAUCUGUGCGCGCCAGAAGAUGCGAACGAGGACAGCGAGCGCGACGAGGAGAGCGAGCUCAGCGGCACGGAUUCGGCACACCUGCUCGAUGGGCAGCCCUCGUACGCGCACCACGAAGUCUCUGCGCCCAUGGAGCAGUAGCUUUUGUCCUGCGUCUGCUGUUGAUACCUGCUGGGGAAACAUGUACUUUACGAGCGGUUGCGAUGUAUUUAUGUUAAUAUGAGCUGUACUUUAACGAUUGUUUGCUUCCUUUCGAAUCCUUUCGAAUGUUUUUGCUCCUUGCCAAAAAACCG